Molecule: messenger RNA, 954 nt
Organism: Macrosiphum euphorbiae (potato aphid)
Lineage: Eukaryota; Metazoa; Arthropoda; Insecta; Hemiptera; Aphididae
Source: the annotation of a GenBank genome assembly
AUGAUUUUUAAAUUUGUAAUUAUUUCAAUUUUUAUUACGUAUGCCACCGGGCAGAGUAGUAAAUCAAACUACCAAUAUAAUGAAGACAAUCACGUCAAGGAAUUUUCAGAACCAGCACUUAACAGCAAAAGUGACACAAUGCCCAACUCAUAUGGAGGAGGGAAUAGUGUUUAUUUUACGAAUGGUCUUCCAAUAAAUUUUGACUCCAGAAAAAAAUGGCCAAAUUGUCCAUCGAUCGGUCAUAUUUAUAAUCAAGGAAACUGUAGGUCGAGUUAUGCUAUAGCUGCAGCUUCUGCUGUAUCUGAUAGAAUAUGUAUCCAGUCCAAUGGAACGAAAAAUCCUAUAAUGUCUGCACAGCAGAUUAUUUCUUGCUGCUAUUUGUGUGGACAUGGAUGUAAUGGCGGAUCAUUAUUCGAGUCGUGGGAUUAUUACAGGAGACAUGGGUUUGUGUCAGGUGGUGAUUAUAACUCCAACCAGGGCUGUCAACCAUAUACAAUCCCACCAUGUAAACUAAUAAAUGAAAAACCACCUAGAUACAGUUGUACGACAUAUAACAGAGAGGAAACACCAACGUGUGAAAAAAAGUGUUAUAACCCAAAUUACUACACUUCGUUCAAAACCGAUAUUUAUAAAGGUAAAUAUUACAAACUAUCUCCUUACAUGGCAAUGAAAGAAAUUUUUGAUAACGGCCCGAUAACAGCCCAGUUUUAUAUGUACAGAGAUUUGGUUGAUUACAAAUCCGGUGUAUACCAGUAUGACGAGGAGUCAGAUGUUAAUUUCUUUACUGUCCAUAGCGUAAAAAUUUUCGGUUGGGGUGAAGAAAAUGGUGUCCCGUACUGGUUGGUUGCCAACUCGUUUGGUACAGAUUGGGGUGACAACGGAACGUUUAAGAUUUCAAGAGGAAAUGACGGAUGCUUCUUCCAAGAAAAAAUGUACGCUGGAUUACCAUUGUAA